CAAAUCCAACGGUCUAUUUCCCAAGUCUUGGUCUUUCACUCCCACUUCACACCUCUCUCUCCCUAUUUAUAUCUUCCACCAAAUUUCGGGUUCUCCGGAAUCUCUUUCGCCUUUUCGGUUUCAUUCUUUGAUUGCAUGCAUUGUAAUGUAAUUUCCGACCAUUGAACCGCCCAGAUUACACAAACUCGUUCAAUGGCUGUGAAAAACUAAUUCCAGCUGAAUUUUGUUUUUUGGGUUCUUAUUGAGUUUUCAGUGAUCAUAUUUUUAGGUAUUGAGAAUGCAAGUUCUGAGAGUGGAAGAAGGAAGGCCGGGCCAAUAUAGUGAUAAAGAUAUUGGUUCCGGUAAGAGAGAAUUCUCGGAGUUACUGGAGCAUGAAAAGGAGGAGCUACUGCAAGACCAAUCAGAAGAGGAUGAGAAGGACAAUGGUCGCUUACAGGGGACCGGAACUAAGAAGAGACGGUUUACUCCAGAAAUUGGAGCUUCAAAUGGAAAAAGAAGUAGAAAAAAGCAACUUGCCUCAAACUAUUAUGAAGAUGCAGAUGAGUUAAUGGAUGAAAUGGAGCAUGACACAGAAAUUGCCUUUAUGAUCAAGUCCAAAGCACGGAGAAGGGGAAGUCCUGGCCGUGGAAAGAUGAACAGGAGUUCCUCAGUGGAUUCAGGAGUUAAAGAUGAGUCAAAGAAUACUACUUCUUAUACUUCGUCUUCUUCACCACCAUCUUCUCCGAAUUCGUCAGUUUCAGUUCUAAGAUGGGAUCGUGGUAGAUGCACUUCAAGACACAUAAAGCAGGAUAAUGGAGAUGUUUGUUUUAAGUGUCAUCAGUGUAUGCAAGAAUCAAAAACUAUUGUUUCUUGCUCCAAGUGUAAAAACAACUCUUAUUGUAUCCGUUGUAUCAAGGAAUGGUAUCCUCACAUGAAGGUACAGGAAGUCAAGGAACUUUGCCCAUUUUGCCGCAGAAAUUGCAACUGUAAUGCUUGCCUCCACUCAACUGGCAUGAUUAAGACACCAAAACGGGACAUAAGCGACUACGAAAAGGCUCAGCAUUUGGCGCAUUUAAUUCGCUCCAUGCUUCCAUUUCUGAAGGAACUUUCUGAUGAACAAAAGGAGGAGAUACAGAUCGAAGCUAAUAUUCAAGGAGAGUCGCUUUCCAACAUUAUAAUAGAACAAACCCUCUGUUACAAUGAUGAGCGUGUCUAUUGCAACCACUGUGCAACUUCAAUUGUUGAUCUCCAUCGAAGCUGCCCUAAAUGUCUAUAUGAACUCUGUCUAAGUUGUUGUAGAGAAAUUAGGCAGGGAUUCCUUUUAGACCGUGCAGAGGUGAAGUUUCAAUAUAGGAAUAUGGGUUGUGAGUACAUUCAUGGUGGAGAUCCAUCACCUGAAUGUUGUUCCUUAGAAGCUCCAGACAAUCAUAUUGAGCCUUUGACUGGGUGGAAUGAGCCUUUGACUGGGUGGAAUGCAAAUGAUGAUAAUAGUAUUACUUGUGCUCCAAAGGAAAUGGGUGGCUGCGGUGAGAGCAACUUGGCUCUGAAGCGAAUCCUUCCUUGUGAUUGGAUUGCAAGUUUAGAAGCAAAAGCCAAAACUGUACUAGACAUUUGCGAAACCAAGUACUGUACUUUCAAGCAUGAAUGUGGUGAAAGAAUUGAUAUGUUGCGAAAGGCAGCUUCUAGGGAGGAUUCUUGUGACAACUUCUUAUAUUGUCCAGAUUCAAGGGACACUCUGAAAGAAGGAGAUCUUUUGCACUUCAGAAAACAUUGGAUUAAUGGUGAACCAGUCAUAGUUCAAAAUGUACUUGAACAGGCAAAUGGUCUGAGCUGGGAGCCAAUGGUCAUGUGGCGUGCUUUAAGUGAAAAUAUGGAUCCAAAUAGUACCUCACAAUUUUCAGAGGUCAAGACCAUUGAUUGCCUGGCUGGCUGUGAGGUGGAAAUAAAUACUCGGCAAUUUUUUGAAGGAUAUACGGAAGGAAGAAUGUAUGGAAAUUUGUGGCCAGAGAUGCUUAAGCUGAAGGAUUGGCCCCCUUCUGAUAAGUUUGAGAAUCUUUUGCCCCGACAUUGUGAUGAAUUUAUUACUGCCCUGCCAUUUCAAGAGUACACAGAUCCUAGAGCUGGACUUCUUAACCUUGCUGUUAAGUUGCCACCUGGAGUCUUGAAACCAGACAUGGGUCCAAAAACAUAUAUUGCUUAUGGGCUUGUGGAAGAGCUUGGAAGAGGGGAUUCCGUAACCAAGCUGCAUUGUGAUAUGUCUGAUGCGGUUAAUAUUUUGACACAUACAGCAGAAAUAAAGCUAGGUGAUGAGCAGAAAUCUGCAAUUUCAAUGCUAAAAGAAUUACAUAGAGCCCAAGAUGAGAGAGAGCUUCGGAAUUGGGUGAAUUCUCAGUCUGGACAGUCUGGAGGGGAUGAAGAAAUCAUAGAAAAGAAUUACAAUAGGGAAUUGAAGGUUCCAGAAGAUGAUGCAGAUGGGCCCACUCUUUCUGGUUCUCCCUGCACGGAAGCAGUAGAGGAAACCGGUGGUGCUUUGUGGGACAUUUUUCGCAGGGAAGAUGUCCCUAAGUUGGAGGCUUAUCUGAAGAAGCACUAUAAAGAAUUCAGGCACACUUACUGUUCAUUAGUUGAACGGGUUAUUCAUCCAAUUCAUGAUCAAUCCUUUUAUUUGACAAUGGAUCACAAAAGGAAGCUUAAGGAAGAAUUUGGAGUCGAACCAUGGACAUUUGUACAAAGCCUUGGAGAGGCUGUAUUUAUACCUGCUGGAUGCCCACACCAAGUUAGGAAUCUCAAGUCUUGUACAAAAGUAGCUGUAGACUUUGUAUCCCCAGAAAAUGUCCAUGAGUGCCUCCGUUUAACUAAGGACUUCAGACAGCUUCCCAAGAAUCAUAGAGCUAGAGAGGACAAACUUGAGAUAAAGAAAAUGAUACUAUAUGCGGUCGACCAAGCUGUUAAAGAUUUGGAAGCCUUGGUAGCAACUCAAGUUUGAAAGGAACUAUACAAUGAUAUUCCAUAUUCCUGACCGGGAAAAUUUUGUAAAGUCGGAACAAAUUUUUUUC
Rosa rugosa (rugosa rose) is the source of this 3035-nucleotide messenger RNA. RefSeq names its product lysine-specific demethylase JMJ26-like. Gene Ontology annotation, cellular component: histone deacetylase complex; chromatin. Gene Ontology annotation, molecular function: chromatin DNA binding; histone H3K9 demethylase activity; transcription coregulator activity. Gene Ontology annotation, biological process: regulation of transcription by RNA polymerase II. The transcript is spliced from 13 exons. Bases 278 to 2965 code for a protein of 895 amino acids. The record is from RefSeq and is a predicted model, not a curated record. NCBI's taxonomy places the organism in Eukaryota, Viridiplantae, Streptophyta, Magnoliopsida, Rosales, Rosaceae.